GUUUUGAACUCAAGGAAGAAGAUGCAUCCACCUUUGACUCUACAUAGGCACCCUUUAUGUGCUGAUAUAAUUGAAGAGUUUCAGAAGUGUCAUACAGACCACCCACUAGGGAAAUUCCUUGGACAAUGCACAGAUCUGAAAAUAAAGCUUGACCAGUGCUUCAGGCAGGAAAAAGCUAUAAAGAGGAAAGCAAAUUUUGAACAGAGCAAGAAGUUUAAGGAGAGGCUCCAGGCUUACAGGAAGGAAAUUGCUGACAUGCAAUCUUGACGGCUAUAAUAGGUUUGUUUUCAAGAUACUGUUGUGCAAUGUUUCAACACACUAAGGGAAAUUUAACGGCUGGAAUUUAUCGGAGAAAGAGUGGUGAAUAGAAUUGUCGUUCAUCUAUUUUGAUGUUUUUUUGGAUUUAAGUUUGUUAAAGUGAAAUAAGAUGUAUAGACACAAGAAUUGAUAAAUUACAGGAGCAACUUAUCAGACCAUUCAA
Messenger RNA from Solanum dulcamara, 481 nucleotides. RefSeq lists its product as uncharacterized. The transcript is spliced from 3 exons. Bases 22 to 267 code for a protein of 81 amino acids. The record is from RefSeq and is a predicted model, not a curated record. Lineage: Eukaryota; Viridiplantae; Streptophyta; Magnoliopsida; Solanales; Solanaceae. Gene Ontology annotation, cellular component: mitochondrion.